AUGGCGCUUUCAGCAUGUCCGGGGCUGCUGGUUUCUCCAGCUUCAGCGCCAGUAGCGCCGCCAGCAGCCGCACCCCAGCCAAUUCCGGCUCCAGCUAGAGCGGAUAAAUGCGCGCAACCGCUUCAGCGCUCCCCCAGUAUCGGCUCCUACCUCAUCACCUCGACCUUGCGCCAACCUCCAGCCGACUUCCCAGACCCAGCUUUCGAGGGCUACGAGACUGAAAGCGAAGGCCCCAUCGAGCCUGUUACACCUGUCAGCGGCCGCCAAUCGCGGGAUUUCACGUUGAGGCAUGCAUAUGAGCAGGAUUCGGACGACCUUGGCAGUGUCAGCUCUCAGCAGCAUUCAACCGGCGUUACAGCAGCUCCAAAUAAGCCUGCUCUCCUCCCGUCGGUUUUCCGCAAGACGGUAAACGCAGCAGCAUCUCCGGGAGCAGCCUCUUCCCUGCUGAGUCCGACCUCAACCUCUAGGCCAAGCUCCAGCGACUUUCUCUCUCCUGCUAUAUCAGUGCCAGCUGUCUCAGUUUCAAACCCGGAAUCAGAAACCGCAACUUCAUCCACACUGGUGCCUACUCUCAAUAAUAGCAGCAAGUCUUUUACACAUUUAUCCCCUACUUCGAGCCGGCCCUCUAUCCUGGAACCUCCCUCGCCAUCCAGACUCUCCACCCGGCUUUCGAUCUCGAGUCUCAGAAGCACAAUGACCAACUUCUUUCGUCGCCCUGGGACGCAGGACACUGCUAUUUUUGAUACCAGCUCGCCUAUUCCUUCCGAGGUCUCCUAUCUACAGCGGCCACCAACGAGCAGCGCUCGCCCGGCCACACGCUCAAGUCGCUUUUCUUUUACCAGGUCGUCUAAUGCCACUACCCGGUCUAAUUCGCCUACGCCUCCAUCCCCGGGGACUCCUUCUGUCGAUAGAUUGUCUAUUCAAGAUGAAAAUUCGCUCAGCGAGGAUACUAAUCUCAAGAAAAAGAACCGUGCGUCAACCGGUUUCAGCCUGCGGGGCCGUGCUAUUGGGUUUGUUGGCACAGCAAAAGGCCGGCCUGGAAAAGCUGUAUCGCGCCGUGCUAGUAGCUUCGACGCUGGGAACCGCGGGCCUCUACCUCAUCAAGGCAGCAAAGCUCCUAAUGGCCAAACAUAUCCUCCUGAGCGGCUCCCUUGGGCGAUGCCGCCUGAGGCUGGCACGGGCGCCAAGGCCCGUCGUAUGAGCUUGAGCUUGCCGGACGAUUUCAACGUGGAUGUUGCUGAGCUACAGGACGAAUUCGAGUACCAGAGCAAGCUUUUAGGUCGCCACGGCAAGCAUCUCGGAAAAGGGGCUGCCUCCAAGGUCUCGCUCAUGGUUCGCAAGGGCUUCCCUGGCGAAAUGUACGCCGUCAAAGAGUUUCGUAGCAAAUCCAGCCGCGAAAGCAAGGCAGAAUACGAAAAGAAAAUCAAAUCAGAGUUCAGCAUCGGCAAGAGCUUGCACCAUCCCAACAUUGUCGAAACUGUUCGCCUGUGCUCAGAUCAUGGACGUUGGAACCACGUCAUGGAAUACUGCUCCGAGGGUGACCUGUUUAGCCUUGUGCAAAAGGGUCAUUUGAAAGGCGAUGCUAAACUCAAGGAUCGCCUCUGCCUCUUCAAGCAGCUCGUCCAGGGUGUCAACUACCUCCACGCCAACGGCAUUGCUCACCGUGACAUCAAGCUUGAAAAUCUACUCAUUACAAAGGAUAGCAAACUGAAAAUCGCAGAUUUUGGUGUCUCCGAAGUCUUUUGUGGCACUCAUCCCGGACUCCGUGAAGCUGGCGGCCAGUGUGGUAAGAACAUGGGAGAGAUCCGGCGUUGUUCUCCGGGCAUAUGCGGCAGCGAGCCCUACAUUGCGCCUGAAGUGCUACAGAAGAAAGGAGACUACGAUGCACGAGCUUUGGACGUAUGGAGCACUGCCAUUGUCAUGAUCUACAUGACUUUUGGUGGCGGCAUUUGGUCCAAAGCCGAGGCCGGUAACCUCCACUACGACAAGCUGGUGGCCGGUUGGGAAAAAUGGAACAAGAAGCACCAAGACGAUGGGGAUGCCUCCAUCACAGAGACAGACUACCCCAAGUGCCUAGCCUUUGAUAUGGGUGUCAAUCCUCCGCCUCUGCGACGCAUCUUGCUACAGAUGCUUAACCCAGACCCCAACAAGCGAAUCUGCAUCUACGACGUGAUUACGAGUCGCUGGGUAAAGAAUAUCGAAUGCUGUCAGCUCGAGUCGUACGACGAUCCCAAGCUCACAAUCGAUGCGACAAAGAAGGAUUACGGCGCCAAGAAUGGAAGCAAAAUCUUUUGCCAUAACCAUUUACCAACCAAGAACUUUGGUAGUCAUUCGCUGGGUAAAAUGCCGGGGCAGGCCGGCUACUAA
This is a messenger RNA of Trichoderma gamsii, 2367 nucleotides long. RefSeq names its product HAL protein kinase. Gene Ontology annotation, molecular function: protein serine/threonine kinase activity; ATP binding. Bases 1 to 2367 code for a protein of 788 amino acids. Gene Ontology annotation, biological process: intracellular monoatomic cation homeostasis; protein phosphorylation; intracellular signal transduction. Lineage: Eukaryota; Fungi; Ascomycota; Sordariomycetes; Hypocreales; Hypocreaceae. The record is from RefSeq and is a predicted model, not a curated record. The transcript is spliced from 2 exons.